Messenger RNA from Anolis carolinensis (green anole), 3525 nucleotides. It is a transcript of the gene mei1, whose product is annotated as meiotic double-stranded break formation protein 1. Lineage: Eukaryota; Metazoa; Chordata; Lepidosauria; Squamata; Anolidae. Gene Ontology annotation, biological process: meiosis I. Bases 17 to 3337 code for a protein of 1106 amino acids. The record is from RefSeq and is a predicted model, not a curated record. The transcript has 26 exons.
UCUUUCUGCAUGUAACAUGAUGGAACAUCUGGUGACUGGUCUGACAUACCCCGGUGAGAACAUCAAAGCUGCUGUAUGUUAUCUUUAUGGCAAGCUGUAUUCUGUUCCCAGUGCUGCAGAGAGGCUUUGUGUACACUUCACAGAGAGGCUAUGUGAUCUUUUUCUGGCUACUCUAAAGAAUGCACAGGCCAGGGAGCUGCAGCUUAAUUGUAUAGGCUUGUUAAGGCAGCUGCUGAAGUAUGAUUACUGUGUUUCUGUUAUUAUGAGUUAUUCAAGGAAAGGAGUAGAUUCUGCAAGCCCUGAGUUGUUUGAAGGAGACCAUCCAUUACCUCUAAUGCUCAAGAAGUUAUUAUUGUCAAGAGAUGAGAUAUUACAGAUAGCAAGUGCUCAGUGUAUAUCUGCUGUAUUGGUACACUCUCCAGCAAAAUAUGCUUCUGUUUUUAUUCAUGCAGAUAUUCCAGAGUUCCUGUUUGAGUGUCUCUUCUGCAUGAGUGAAAUUCUCAUCUGGUCAAUUUAUUGCUGCUUACUGCUCCUGACUGAGGAACAGCUUUUCUUUUCCAAGUGCUACACUGUCUAUGGGAUUGAACCUAUUUUAAGGAGCCUGAAAGAAAUCUUGCUUCUUAAUAAUACAGAAUUACAAAAGCAGGGACUUCUGCUGUUUACUGAAAUUUUGAAAAGGCAGCCGGUAGAAAUAAAACUAUUUGCAAAUAAUGCUCUCUUUAGAGAUGCUAUUAAUGUUCUUCUGGAAGCUGUACAUUCCCCAGUUCUUGAAGUAGCAGGUGAAGGUAUGAAAGCCGUAGCUGCAAUUCUGAGAAGGGAUCAUGUAAACUUGCCACCAAUAGAAUAUGGAGAACUACAGAAAUUGGUUGAAGGUGUACUGAAACGCUGCAGUGAUCUGUCACUGGCACCUUUUAAUAGGAGAUUCAUGGGUCAGCUACGGGGCAGACAUCAGAACAAAGCAAUUUCACAGCAGGGGCAGUUCCUGCAGAGUGCUUUAGAAAGCUUCAGAAAUGCUUGUAGGUUAGCUGUGGAAUGCCAGAAUGAUCCUGUGGCUCAGGAGAAUGCCUUUACUGCUCCCAAUUCGGAAAAAAAAGAUACACUGAAAAGCUUUUCUGAGUUUCUAAUGAGGAUGUGUGAUUCUCUUUGCAUUCCCAUAGUGAUGAAAUAUUCUGAAAGAGCUGUCCGUCCAGCUCUUAUGGAAAUCUUCAUUUCAACCCUCAGCAUCCUAUUCAGUAUAAUGCCACAUAUUUGUAAGAACUUCUCGAUUAAAUUGGCAACAUGCUGUUUCAUCAGACUAAACCUGGAACUGAAGGCCAAAUUCUGCACUGGUCAAAGUAAUCCUGCUUUGAAUCAAGCUUGUUCAAGCUUUCUACAUAGCAUGUGCCUCAGUCUCCAUUCCUCCUUGGAAAAGAUGGCAGAUUCCUCACAAGAGGAUCAAGAAAUAUCUGAACUUCUUCAGAAGAGUCUGCCUCAGUUAAAUUUUAGCGUACUGGAAAGCCUAAGCCUCUUAUCUGAAACCACAGAUUCCUGCAGUCUAGAUGAAACCCUUCGCAAUCAUCAAUAUAGCCUCCUACUUCUUUUCUAUAUUGCUUUUAGUCAAGAAGACAGGUUUGUUCCAGAAGUAGAGCUGUUCUCAGCAAUAAGAAGUUUCCUUCUGUCAGUACAGGACCAGGGCGACUGUCCACCCCCAUAUGUCUUCAAAGCUGUUUUGUACCUUCUAGCAAGCUCUCAGGACAAGAAUGAAACUUUAGACUUGGCUUCACUUUCUGCUAUAAGAAGGAUUCUGGAUGUUAUAGCUGACUUGAGUCUAGUAUAUGUCCAUCAUCCUCUGAUGCUUAAAUUCUUCCUGCGCUAUCCUGAGCUUAUGAAAAGAUUUGGUCACUGCAUUCUCCAGCUCUGGUUUUCCUGUGAAGACUACAGUCAAAUUGAAUCUGAAGAGGCAGUUAUAAGUGAUCCGGCUGUUUUUUUACAAUCCUUCCACAACCUAAAUAGUUUGCUCUGCAUGCUAAAGGGCAACCCCAGUGCUUUACUUAUGCUACUGGAUCUUAUCUGCUUUAGUACUAGUGAAGUGGUUCACAAAGUCUUGAUUACACUGAAGACAUUCUUGAAACUCAAUGAGGAUAUUCAUGUCUGUGAUCUUCUUCGAAACCAGUUUCUGCAGAUUCUGCAGAAGCUUCUAGUGGAAAAUAGUUCCAGCACUUUACCAGUUAACCAGAACCUGCUACUUUCAUUAAACCUUCUCUUCCUGGUACAGCUGAGAUAUAUAAAAGAGAGAGAGUUGGACAGUACAGAUUUCAGAUUGCUUCAUCUGGUCAGCAAUUUGUGCGGAAAAUGCAGCCCAGCAGACCAUGAAAUUCUUCAGCCGUCUCUGAAUUUUCUGUACUGGAGCCUUCAGCAGACAACACCUUCCAGUCAGCAAAGAGUGGUUGCAAUGCUGUUUUCCAAUACAGCUUUGCUUGAGCUACUUGAAAAAGUUAUCCACUGCACUUGGAUAGCAGCCUCUUCAUCUGAACCUACCUUUUCCUCAUCUGGGGAAGCACUUCUCUGCUCUGCUUGGCUGCUGACUGCUUCGCUCUUGACUCAACAACAUGCUUACAGUGCAGAGGUUCAUCAUAUAAUCUGUCUGGAUAUUGACAAGUUCUUCAGUGCACUUGCAUUUAGGAGGGAGAAGCCCUUAUUAUUCUUCGUCAGCAUCCUUCAAUUUCUGAGAGCCUUCUUUAGGCAGAACCUCUGCUCCUCAUUUGUGAAAUUUGUUGUUCAGCAAAGGAAGGAACAAUCGACAGAGGAUGCUUCCUUGUAUCCACUAGCCUUGGACCAUGUACUUUCCUUGGCUAUCCAUCUGCAGAAUCUAUUGGUCCAGCGGGACCUUUUGUUGUCACAAAGUGUUACUGGCUGUCUUGAGGUCUUACUAGCAUAUCUGCAAUCAAAGAAUCAGAGUAUUGCUUGCCAUAUUGCUUCACAGCCGUGGAAUAAAUUCUUGCUGAUCACACUUCUGGAUGGUGGCGAAAAUUCCUUUCUUCAGCCAGAAAUUCUUAGACUAGUUGCUAUAUUUAUAAGGUAUCAGAAAACCACAUUUUUUUUCCAAACUGAAAUUAGCCGCAUACUUGAAAAUGCAGCAAAUUCCAAAUUGACAGACCUUUCUGAUGUCACAGUUAGUACUCUUCGCUCCUUUCUUCUUCAGGUUCAAAGUGGAACAUGUCAAAUGGAUUCAUCGCAAACAGCUUCUGUCCAAAUCUUGCUGGAGAGCCUUCCAUCUACAAGCCAGACUCAUUCAACCCAUCAAGGCAUGGUAUGUCUUGGAGGCGUGGCAGUGUGUCUCUCGCACAUCAGAGACUGAAAUAAGGACACAAUACUGAGAAGAGCUCAUAAUACUGUAACGGAUUGAUAAGUCACUUGGCUUAUGCAUUUUCAUGUCAGGCAGAAGGCUUGGGAAGAAUAUAAUAGAAGUGAUUAGAACCUGCUCCAGAGGUGAUUUAGUAAUCUGUUCAGUAGUUGAAGCAUAAACUCCCUAAUUAAAAACUUAAA